ACGGUCUCCCAUGGUGACUGACAUUGACAUAAUAUAUUCGCUGCUUGCUGCUGCUAGUCUAUAAACAAGCGGUUUUGAUGCUGCGAUAUCUGUAAAACACUAAAUAAAUAGCGUUUGAUGUAGACAUUCGGAGUGACGGAUUUGAGGGCAACAUUAAACGUGAAAGCAACCAAGAUUUUGCCUUCAGAUAUAUUCGACUGUCCGAAGUAAAACUGGCUGAAAUGGAUGAGCAGAGUGUUGAGAGUAUAGCGGAAGUCUUCCGCUGCUUCAUUUGCAUGGAAAAGCUGCGCGAUGCCCGUCUCUGCCCUCACUGUUCCAAACUGUGCUGUUUCAGCUGCAUCCGGCGAUGGCUGACUGAACAGAGAGCCCAGUGUCCCCACUGUCGAGCUCCACUUCAGCUGAGGGAACUGGUCAACUGUCGCUGGGCAGAGGAAGUGACUCAACAACUGGACACGCUGCAGCUCUGCAACCUCACAAAACAUGAGGAGAACGACAAAGACAAGUGUGAGAACCAUCAUGAGAAGUUGAGUGUGUUCUGCUGGACUUGUAAGAAGUGUAUCUGUCACCAGUGUGCUCUGUGGGGAGGCAUGCAUGGAGGUCAUACUUUCAAACCCCUGGCCGAGAUCUAUGAGCAGCAUGUGACAAAGGUGAACGAGGAGGUGGCCAAGCUGCGGCGCCGGCUAAUGGAGCUGAUUAGUCUGGUUCAAGAAGUGGAGAAGAAUGUUGAGGCGGUGCGAGGGGCGAAGGAUGAGAGGGUGAGGGAAAUCCGGAAUGCUGUGGAAAUGAUGAUUGCUCGGCUUGAUAAUCAGCUCAAGAACAAACUCAUCACACUUAUGGGACAGAAGACCUCUCUGACACAGGAGACAGAGCUGCUGGAGUCUCUGCUGCAGGAAGUGGAACAUCAGCUACGUUCGUGCAGUAAGAGCGAGCUGAUCUCUAAGAGUCCAGAGAUCCUGCUCAUGUUCCAGCAGGUUCACAGGAAACCAAUGCAGUCUUUUGUCACCACUCCUGUCCCGCCAGACUUCACCAGUGAGCUGGUCCCUGCCUAUGACUCGAGCACUUUUGUUUUGGCAAACUUCAGUACUCUGCGGCAGAGAGCCGACCCCGUCUACAGCCCCCCGCUCCAGAUAUCAGGCCUGUGCUGGAGGUUGAAGGUUUAUCCGGAUGGCAAUGGUGUUGUUCGAGGAAACUAUCUCUCUGUUUUUCUAGAGUUGUCUGCAGGACUCCCAGAGACAUCCAAGUAUGAAUACAGGGUCGAGAUGGUUCAUCAAGCCUCCAGUGAUCCCACCAAAAACAUAAUUCGAGAGUUCGCAUCGGACUUUGAGGUGGGCGAGUGCUGGGGGUAUAACAGAUUCUUCAGGUUGGACCUUCUCGCCAGUGAGGGCUACUUGAAUAUGCAGACUGACACUCUUGUGCUCAGGUAUCAGGUGCGAUCACCUACGUUCUUUCAGAAGUGUAGAGAUCAGUACUGGUACAUAACUCAGCUGGAGUCAGCCCAGUCCAGCUACAUUCAACAGAUCAACAACCUUAAAGAGAGGUUAGCUAUAGAACUGUUCCGUCGACAGAAGUCCAGGAGUUCCUCUCCACCUGAUCAGCGUCUCUGCCCUACGACUUCUUCCGGGAGAGACUCCCGUCAAGGAAAGAGCUCCGUACUAGAGGAAGGAAGUCAGGCAGCCUCAGCAGAGACUAAAGAAGAUGAGGAUGAAGAGAAGACCCAGCAUGAUGACUCUAACGAGUUGUCUGACGGGGAUCUGGAGGUGGACUGUCUAACUGGAGAUGAAGAUGUCAAUCCUUUGGAUGGUAGUAGCACCUCUGGGAGCUCCACAGCCACCAGUAACACAGAGGAGAAUGACAUUGAUGAAGAGACCAUGUCUGGUGAGAAUGAUGUGGAGUACAGUGGAAAUCUAGACCUGGAGGAAGGUGAAUUACCCGAUGAUGUUGCCGGGGCAACAGGAGGUUCUGGUGCAGGCUCCCGUGGUUCAAGACGUGGAGCAGGUGCAAGCUCAGCCAGCCUCCUGGAGAUCGACCCGGUCAUCCUCAUCCAACUACUGGACCUGAAGGACCGCAGCCAUGUAGAGUCACUGUGGGGGAUGCAGCCCCGUCCCCCAACCUCUCUCCUCCAGAGCCAAGCCGCUGCAGUGCCUUCUCGUAAAGAGCGUGAGCGUCGGCCUCAGGCAGUGCGUCGGUCUGCCCCGGAUUCAGGGGUCCUGAUCAGACUAAAGGCUCAGAUGGCAGAAGUGCGCAGUAAGAUGUCAGACGUAAAAGGACAGCUAGAGGCACGAAGCGGAGCCAGUCGCAUCUCCUCUCAGGGAGCCUCAAACCACGAGCUGGGCCCCUCCAUGGACUCAGAGUUGGGGCCCAGUCGCAAGCCCAGUGAACUGCUCUUCAAAGCGCCCAUCUCAUCACGACACUCCCGCAGUGGAGUGAAGAAGGCUGGUUCUCCUAAGCAGGAAUGUGUGGGAUCUCUGGGUGGACUGUCACUGCGCAGGGCUGUAGAUGCUGGGGAGAAAGAGCUGAGAGGAGCUGGACGAGAAUCCCCUACUGAACCUGCUCCUUGUCUCCGAGAGGGAGCCUCCUCUUUGGAUGGCUCGCUGAAAGCACGCAGUGUGCAGAGUUCUCCCCCCUCGCUGGGAAGCAGCUCCUCUUCCUCUGAUAAGCCCUCUGGCUCCAAACACGAGGAUCUUCUGUAUGGAGCUUCAGCUGCAGACCUAUUCAGCGUCACAGGCCUCAAUGGAGUAGCUGCUCCUGCCACCAAACAGCGCAGGACGCCAGUCGUCGGGUCUGGCCUGCUGACAGACAGCUCUCUUAACUGUGACCAAGAGGGUACCGGCGAGAUCCAUCAGUCACUGCUGUCACUGGCUGAACCAUCCUCUUCCUCCUCACGCCCCGAUGAAGGUCUCCUCAGCCAGAAGCAGCCCCACCAUGUGCUGCCGAGCAUGAGCAGUGACAGCGAGCUGGACUGUGACACGGAGAAUGAGAACGAGGAUGAGGUGGUGGCUCUGGAGGCUGGAGACUGUGCGUUUGACAGCAGAACUCUACCCUGCCCAGGCGAGCAGCUGAUCCCUGAUGAUCUGAGCUUUGUGACCGGAGAGACCACAGAGAGAUGAUCCACCACAGUGUCGUCAGCCACUGAAUGUGCUCUUUACAUGUCUGUGCACUUUCUCACCGUUCAGAACAGGACUCUAUGUUUCUGUGUGCUACUGUAUGCUGUUUCAGAGAAACCACUUUUGGGAUAGCAAAGAUUUAGUUUUUUGUUUCGUUUUGCCUUGCAUUUCGAAAUGCAUAACAUUCCGUUAUAAAACUAGGUGUAUACAUUUUGUGCGCGUGCAUAACUAUUCAUAUUACAGUUCUAUAUAUUUUUGCAAUGCUGCUUAUUGUCAAAAUCAUAGGGAGUUGCCAAACACGCAUAACUUGCGUUUUCAAGUGUUUGGUACAUGGAGUCAAAGAAUGUCCGUACAGGUGCUGCUCCGUUACUUUUUAUGUGGCUUGUUCUUGUUGUGUGCAGUUUAUAUAUAGAUAUCAGUGAAGUUUUUUUUUUUUUUUUUUUUUCUCCAAUAUAUUAAGCUGUCUAGAACACAACUCAUAGAUUCCUUAACUUCAACAUGUUUACAUCGACUAAAUGUCUGCAAAAAGGGAACAUGGAGCCGAAACAAGUUCAAACGUUGUUCACUAAGAUUGUGUUCUUUAGCAUUGCACAGCUUUAUUACAAGCACUUAUGAACUUCUUAAUGCUACAUUCCCUUGUCUUUUUGUUAGUUUUUUUUAUUUAUAACACGUUUACUCAAAUAGAAGGUAGUUAUAUACUUAAACCAAAGUCUCAGGAGGGUCCAGGUCUGUGUUUGUAUCUGCAGGCUCGUGUGUGUGUGUGUGUGUGUGUGUGUGUGUGUUUGAGCUCAGACUGAAAGCAUGGAUGACGUGUUCUGUUAUGGCAGCAGCAGCUGGGAAAUCACUCCGUUUAUGUUGUGAAUAGAUGUCACGGCAUCAUCAACAGCUGGGGAGUGAUGCACAUACAUUGAGUUGAGUUCACGGUCUUGUUCUUUGCAUGCACAGCUUUCGCUCGGUACAGUCUGUUAAACAUGUGACCGCUUUGUUGAAAAGCGUACAGAGAGUAAUGCAUCGCUUUUGCUGUUUAACUGUUGGCUUAAGAAGUGCUUUAUGCAAAUACAUUUUUCACUUCCCCUCCAGCAUGUUCUGCAAAGUGUAAAACAGUAAUUGUUCCUGUGACUAUUCAAUGUAAAUCGAAUUGUUUUGUUAGGUUUUUUUUUUUGUGCUGUAAUAAUAAUGUUCCUCUUUUGAUGGGUUUUUUUUUUUGUUUGUUUGUUUCAUAUGAGGAGCAGGAGGGCAGUCUGGUUCUCUGUGCGCAUUUGUAGUUUAUCGUUUAUUUCUUUAGCAUGUUUUUAAAUAUUUUCUGAGGGCCCAAAACAAACUGUAGUAUAUGAACAGUAUGUACUGUAUAUUUAAAUAAAUUAAAACCCAAAUAAAUGA
Molecule: messenger RNA, 4484 nt
Organism: Puntigrus tetrazona (Sumatra barb)
Lineage: Eukaryota; Metazoa; Chordata; Actinopteri; Cypriniformes; Cyprinidae
Gene: trim37
Product: tripartite motif containing 37
Exons: 25
Coding region: 222-3107 (961 amino acids)
Biological process (GO): protein autoubiquitination; negative regulation of centriole replication
Cellular component (GO): peroxisome; aggresome
Molecular function (GO): zinc ion binding; ubiquitin protein ligase activity; ubiquitin protein ligase binding
Source: RefSeq, a predicted model, not a curated record